GCAGCUGUGUAGAACAGGUUAUGUCAUGGAUUCGUGUGUCAGUUCUCUAUUUAUUAAAUUUCUAUCUGCAAAGUCCAGAUCGUUUCCUUGCUAUCUGGGAUCCUUGGGACGUCCCUACCCCGUUGAAAUUUAAAAUAGUUAACCUGGUUGGAGGAUUCCAGAUUUCCUGCUUAUUCCCUCCGGAUUCCGGGAAUACUCCAGGUACUAUAUUGAAAUUAGCGGAAUUUUGUAACUAUGGUUUAGGGUGGGGGACAUCCCAAUGAUUCCAGAUAGCACUAACCCUCCCUUACUAGGCUAUAGCGACGUAUGUCAGUCGACUCAAGUUUGGGUCAGGAACAGGCUGGAGGAGCCCUGCAUGAAGACCCGUCUUUUAGAGUGUAUGGAGCUGCUGAAAAGGGCCAGAGCUGCCUUCCAAGCUGGCCGCGCAUUUGACGAGAGCUUCAGACAGGUCCAACUGGAAGCCCUAGUGCGCAUGUUGGUGGAACACGAGUGUGACUUUGUGGAUGCACUUGGGAGGGACCUCCAUAAGCCGCGGUUUGAGACGGUAGUUUCUGAACUGAUACUGGUGAAGAACGAGGCUCUUCAUGCCAUCAACAACCUCAAGAAGUGGAUGGAGCCGCAACAGGUGGAGAGGAACCUGACCACCACAUUGGAUGAGUGCCUGGUGGUGUUUGAGCCACUGGGGGUGGUGCUGAUUGUGGGGGCCUGGUGUAGCCCUGUUCAGCUCUGUCUGGUACCCCUGGUUGGGGCCAUUGCCGCAGGGAACUGUGUGAUCCUCAACCCCUCAGAAUGUAGUUCUCACACAUCGGAGCUGCUACACCAUCUCAUACCGUCAUACCUGGACAAUGAGUGUUACCAUGUGACCCUUGCAGGGGUGAAUGACCUGACUGAAAUAGUGGACCUCAAAUUUGAUCAUGUCUUCUUCACAGGAAACCGUGGGGAUGGGGGCAGAGUGGCACAGGCAGCAGCCCGCACCCUCACACCCGUCACCCUGGUCUUGAGCGGUGGUAAGAACCCCUGCUACGUGGACCAGCAGUGUGACAUCACCACCACGGCACGACGCAUCACCUGGGCGCGCUUCCAUAAUGCUGGGCAGAGUAUGGUAGCACCCGACUACGUCCUGUGCCAUGCCGAGGUCAAAACACAGCUGCUCCAGGCCUUGCGCUGCUGCCUCCUGCAGUUCUAUGGUUCAGACCCCCAGGAGUCAAGGAGCUUUGGCCGCAUUGUGAACCUGGAGAACUUACACCGCACCACGGACCCGCUGCGGAAGUCUGGCAAGGUGGCUGUAGGAGGCCAAGUGAAUGAAGCAGAUAAAUACAUUGCACCAACCAUUCUGUGCGAUGUGAUCGACUCGGACCCUAUCAUGCAGCAGGAGGUUUUCGGCCCCGUUCUGCCCAUUCUGACCGUCAACAGCAUAGAUGAGGCAAUCUCCUUCAUCAGUCGUCGAGAGAAGCCUCUCUGUGUGUACGCUUACUCUAGCAACAGCAAGGUAAUCUCAAGGCUAAUGAGUGAGACCUCAAGUGGGAGCUUCUGCUCCAAUGACAGUGUCCUGCAGAGCCUAAUGGUGGUCCUGCCUUUUGGGGGAGUAGGUGCCAGUGGGAUGGGUUCCUACCAUGGGCGCUACAGCUUUGACACCUUCUCACACCGGAAAUCAUGCCUGCUCAGAAACACUUGCAUCGAGUGUGUCACCUACCUGCGCUACCCACCAUAUGAGGAACGCAAUCUGUCACUUAUGACCUGGGCAAGUAGCCUUUCCCAGAAGAGCCAGGGCUGGUGCCAGAUACUGUGACUGUGUGCGAGUUGGAAGAUGGAGACCUUUUUACAACACUGAGCCGGGCUGAGCUCUACUGUACUGGCUUGAUUACACAUCCACCAAAGCUGUUGAAACCAUGCUGUAAAGCCCAGUGUGAAAAGAGGAUAUCUGGACCUACAGUACAUUCUGAGGACCGGUUGUGAUAGUUCUCCAAUAUGACAAUAUAUUCAGCACUUUACAUUUGAUGUAGAACAUGAUGCUAAUGCAGUGACUAUGAUCAGCAAGUUUAUUUACUGCAGCAUGGCAUGAUAGCCCAUCAGUAUAAAUAUUGUAUCUAUGGGACAUUUUAAGCUAUUCAUCCAGUGCUCUCUGAAAUACUUUAUAAAGAAGCUUCUUGUGACCCAACCUGUGACAUUUAAAUACAACAAUGUACAUUGUGUGCUUCCAACACAGGAUUAUAACUUGCUCACUUCAUUACAAAAUUCGAAUUCUUUAUUCGGUAUUAUCCUACUGUCACAGGUUAUUGUUGUAGCAGUUUCCACAUUUCAUUAAAAGCAACGUGCCACUCAGUAUGUUAAGGUUUAGCCUCCAGCAAAGUCGAACUUGGAUUCUAGUCUUUAUUUGAAAUUUAGGGGCAGUUCCAUUACGAGAUAUUCAAGCUUAGACCAUCAAUCUGUCUUUUACAUAUGCCAAUGAUGAAUUCAACCCUUAAACAGAAUAAAUGUUGUUUCAAAGUU
Messenger RNA from Salvelinus fontinalis (brook trout), 2490 nucleotides. RefSeq names its product aldehyde dehydrogenase 3 family, member B2 (gene aldh3b4). The transcript is spliced from 10 exons. Gene Ontology annotation, biological process: aldehyde metabolic process. Lineage: Eukaryota; Metazoa; Chordata; Actinopteri; Salmoniformes; Salmonidae. Bases 260 to 1789 code for a protein of 509 amino acids. The record is from RefSeq and is a predicted model, not a curated record. Gene Ontology annotation, molecular function: aldehyde dehydrogenase (NAD+) activity. Gene Ontology annotation, cellular component: cytoplasm.